This is a messenger RNA of Anthostomella pinea, 1014 nucleotides long. Lineage: Eukaryota; Fungi; Ascomycota; Sordariomycetes; Xylariales; Xylariaceae. The record is from the annotation of a GenBank genome assembly.
AUGGAGUAUGACACUAUGAUGAUGGACGGUGAGUCCUUGGGACCGUCCGUCAAGAUUUCUGCUGCGGACGAUGCGUACGUCAAUUUCCAGCUCAGUAACGUUGACCUGUCCUUUGCGAACUCCCUCCGACGCGUCAUGCUAGCCGAAGUACCUACCGUCGCCAUCGACCUCGUGGAAGUCGAGAUAAACACCUCCGUCCUCGCAGACGAGUUCGUCGCCCACCGACUGGGCCUCAUCCCGCUCGACUCUCGAGAGAUCGACCAGCUCAACUACACACGCGACUGCGAUUGCGACCAGUCCUGCGGAAAGUGCACUGUUGUGCUCACCCUGCAUGCGAAGUGCACCGGGGACGAUGUCAUGAAGGUCUACGCGCGCGAUCUGAUCGUUGGAAUCGACCGGCCGAAUAACCACAUCGGAAACCCAGUCAUCACGGAUCCGGACGGACUAGGCUCCCUUAUCUGCAAGUUGCGCAAGGGCCAGGAGAUCAAGCUUUCGUGCAUCGCAAAGAAGGGCAUCGCAAAGGAGCAUGCGAAGUGGUCGCCCACUUCCGCGGUGGGAUUUGAGUACGAUCCCCAUAAUAAGCUACAUCAUCUGGACUUGUGGUACGAAGCAGAUGCAGCCGAAGAAUGGCCUGCGAGCAAGAAUGCCAACUUCGAAGAGCCGCCUGCGGAAGGCGAGCCUUUCGACUACGAUGCCGUCCCGUCGAAAUUCUACUUCGAGGUCGAGAGCGCAGGCAACAUCGAGCCGGAUAACAUCAUCCACGAGGGCAUCAAGGAGAUCCAGAAGAAGCUCGCUGGUCUCAUCCACGGUCUGGGCGAGAACGAUGGCAUGGACGCCGGCUACGAUGGCCCACGAAGCCCCGACGGUAUGGACGGAGGUGCAGGCUGGCAAGACCAGGGGUUCACUACCCCGUAUGGCAAUACUGGAGGUACCACUGCUUGGGGAGGUGGAGGAGCAGCGACUGCAUACGGCACGACACCUUAUGGUAACUCUGGCUCGGGCGGAGGCUGGUAG